Molecule: messenger RNA, 480 nt
Organism: Ogataea haglerorum
Lineage: Eukaryota; Fungi; Ascomycota; Pichiomycetes; Pichiales; Pichiaceae
Exons: 2
Coding region: 1-480 (159 amino acids)
Cellular component (GO): cytoplasm; membrane; mitochondrion
Source: RefSeq, a predicted model, not a curated record
AUGCAGUAUGACCUUGAAGGUGAGCUGGAGAGAAGAGCAGAAUAUGACUACCUUCGAACUAUAAGGGCAGUCAUAUAUGGGGGUCUUGUGUUUGCUCCAAUUGGAAACAAGCUAUACAAGUUCAUGGAUACCAUAAAGUUCCCGCUCUCAUGGCAGCCAAAAAGACUAUACGAUACCAUGGCAAGAGUUUCGUUUGAUCAAUUAGUUUGGGCCCCAGUUGGUAUUCCACUUUAUUACACUUCUAUUACUUUCAUGGAGGGAUACGGAAUCCCCGAAAUCAAGGCUAAAUUACGCGAAGUUUACCUUGAUACGCUAAUCAAUAAUUGGAAAGUCUGGCCUCUCUUUCAGGCAUUCAACUUUUGGUUCACCCCCGUUAGAUACCGUUUGUUGGCGGUCAACAUCAUUAGCAUAGUAUGGAAUUGCUAUCUCAGCAUCAAGAACCAACUGUCCAACGCCAAGGUAGAGCACAGUGAAGAUUGA